AUGAUUAAUGAAAUUCCCCGCGGAUAUAAUGUUCUUAAAAUUGCAAACAUUGAAGUAAUGCAUAAUUAUGACAAAGAAUCACGCCAAGUAACUUGGAAUAUUGGUGCCUCAGAUAUAUGGAAUUUCAGUGAGAUUCAUGAACUCUUUAAUUAUCUUCCUUUUUUCCUUAAAAUAGUUCCAUUUAAGGAACAAGAAAAUCCUCCCAAAUACACAGACUUCUAUUUUAAAGACACUGAUCCUAGUGAUCGUUUAAUUCUAGAACUUGAUUUUGAUCGAAAAUAUAUUGAAGGAAAUCGAUAUAAGGCUUUUACAAUAAUUAUUAACAAAAAAAUGAGUCAAGCUGUUAUAAUAAGGAAUAACAAAGAUAUACCUUAUUUAAUCGAGGAUGUUAUUAACAGAGUUCAAAUUUCAAAAUGUGUAAUUCCUUCAAAUAAGUUAAGCAAAAAACUGACACGUUAUACCAACUUCAAUUCACCAAUAAUUAAGGAUAUUUAUGAUUUGCGCUCGUUACUUAAACAAUUACCCGGCAAAGUUUAUGUCCAUCUUUUAGAAGAUAAGCUAAAAGAUCUUGCAACUUGCAAUUCAAAAUCAAUUCAAUGGUCAUGCUGGAUCCCAGACCUUGUACC
Molecule: messenger RNA, 626 nt
Organism: Trichomonas vaginalis G3
Lineage: Eukaryota; Parabasalia; Trichomonadida; Trichomonadidae
Exons: 1
Source: RefSeq, a predicted model, not a curated record